Messenger RNA from Pungitius pungitius (ninespine stickleback), 1718 nucleotides. RefSeq names its product selenoprotein P2 (gene selenop2). Gene Ontology annotation, cellular component: extracellular region. Gene Ontology annotation, biological process: selenium compound metabolic process. Gene Ontology annotation, molecular function: selenium binding. The transcript has 5 exons. NCBI's taxonomy places the organism in Eukaryota, Metazoa, Chordata, Actinopteri, Perciformes, Gasterosteidae. The record is from RefSeq and is a predicted model, not a curated record.
UGAUUUAAGGGAAGUGCUUCCCCCCCACUCCGGCUUUAUAAACAACAGGGCUUACACUCCGUUUUUAUGUAGGGCACAGGAUAGAGAGUGGACAGAGUGACGCCGAGGACUGAGCUUGGGUCCAGCCCAUCAGGGAGGGGGGACAAUGAGCGCUCUCUCGUUGCUGUACGCCGCCCUGCCAGCUCUGCUGUGGGCCUCGCAUGUCAGCCUGGUGGUGGAGGGGGACAAUGACGCCUCCAGGAUCUGCAAGCCUGCCCCCCGCUGGACGAUAAAGGAGCACGCACCCAUGCAAGAGCUGAUGGGAAAUGUGGUGGUGGUGGCACUACUCAAGGCCAGCUGACAGUUCUGUCUCACUCAGGCCUCCAAGAUUGGAGGCCUGCGUGACAAGCUGAACCGCAGCAACCUGACAGACGUGUCCUUUAUGAUAGUGAAUGAGCGCGAGCCUCACUCCAGAGCCAUGUACUGGGAGCUGAAGAGGAGAGCGCCCCCUGGUGUCCCCGUCUACCAGCAGGCUGCCCUUCAGAGCGAUGUGUGGGAGGCCCUGGAUGGGGACAAAGACGACUUCCUGAUCUAUGAUAGGUGCGGUCUGCUCACCUUUCACAUUGUACUGCCGUACAGUUUCCUGCAUGACGUUUACGUGGAGGCUGCAAUCAGAGCCACUUAUCUUAAAAACAUCUGCAAUUGCACUGUCGAUUCUUCUACAUCAAGUUUAGAAAAUAGUGUAAUGAAGAACAAGACGGGGCACUUUAAUGUCAGUCAGACAACUACAAUAUCCACAAUUCAACCAGACACGGAUGAUCCAGAGGGGGCCGGGACAGCUCCUCUACCGACUCAUAACCACAGCCAUCAUCAUCCUCAUCAUCCUCAUCCCCCUCAUCCCCCUCAUCGUGCUGACCCACAACAACACCAUCACCCGAAUCAAACCCUGCAUGGAACGAGUCAGAAUAAAACUCUUUAUCCUGUCAGUGACCACCACCCUCACACCCAUCAUCAUCAUCAUCAUCAUCAUCAGUAGCCUGGCAACCACAGGCAUCCCAGUGGGACGGAGGUGGAUCACCAGUGGUGUUUGGAGCUGCUCUUUCACUCUGAAGAAGUGUUUUUGCUUUUGUUGAGAUGUUUCAUCAACAAACAGCAUUAGGCAGAUUGAGGGUUCCUCUGAGAGCACCUCCACCCCUCCGUGCUCUGCAUGGGUGACGUAGCCGGUGCUUCCCAGUCCUCUCCCAUUUAUGAAGUCCACGGUGUGAAACCUGCCCGCAGGACGCUGUGGACCGAUGUGUGUGUGUGUGUGGAGAGGGGCGUGCUGGUUAUGGUCACCCGGACAGAGUGAGAGGGUGGUGUACGCUGCCAGUGAGCAGAACCCCGGUCACUUUUCUGUCCAUUCUGUCUCCUGAUGUGACGUUGUGAUACUACAUCACUCUAUAAUAAUACCUUUUAGUGCUGUUCCUUUUAAUAUCUUAAAUUUAUGUUUUAACAGUGUCACACUAAUUUAGAUUAGUAUCCAAUGAAUUAUUCAAGGCUAUAAAUUGCCCUGGAAAGCCCAGGAUUCUUCACUUGUUCUUGAGUUACAUGCUGUAAUAUGGGUUGAAAUACAGCACGUUAUUACGUUUAAUGAAGUUAGCAUAUUAGCUGUGGAUUUCAAACUUUUCCGAUUGUGAACCUGAAUGUAAAUUUACCUCUAGAUUGUUGUUCUCCAUUGAAAUGAAAAGACAAUGAUGCAA